ACAGAACAGCCCCAGAAAAAGAUUGGUACGCCAAAGUUUAAGAAGAAGUUUAUUGAGGUCUACUCAAGUUUCUUUCCUACCGGUGACGCCGACCAAUUCUGCACGCAUGUUUUCCGCACCUUCGACAAGGAUAACUCGGGUAAAAUUGACUUCAAUGAAUUCCUGCUUGCAAUAAACAUCACCUCGGGGGGACAGCCAAAGGAGAAGUUGGAAUGGGCCUUCCAAAUGUAUGAUAUUGACGGAAAUGGCACAAUUGAGAAAAAGGAGAUGACUGAAAUUAUCAAAGCCAUUUACAGCAUGCUGGGAGCAAAUGAAGCAACCGUGGACUUAACUCCCGAGGCACGGACAGAGGAGAUAUUCGAUAAAAUGGAUUCCAACCAUGACGGAGUUUUAACAAGGAAGGAAUUCAUGGACGGCUGUAUGGCUGAUCAACAGCUCUACUCAAUGCUACUAGCAGAUGAGUCCAAUGCAAACAGUUAA
Molecule: messenger RNA, 480 nt
Organism: Rodentolepis nana
Lineage: Eukaryota; Metazoa; Platyhelminthes; Cestoda; Cyclophyllidea; Hymenolepididae
Source: the annotation of a GenBank genome assembly